Molecule: messenger RNA, 1655 nt
Organism: Medioppia subpectinata
Lineage: Eukaryota; Metazoa; Arthropoda; Arachnida; Sarcoptiformes; Oppiidae
Source: the annotation of a GenBank genome assembly
CUAUUAAUAACAGUACAGUACAUAAGACCUUGGUCAGCACAAAUGUUAUGGAACUACUAUCAAGAAUAAUAAAUAUCACAUAUUAUAUCCCUGAAUAAUAAUAAUAAUAAUAAAUCAUAUCAACAACACAUCAUUAAUUAUACACAUAUCGACCAAAUAGGGUGACCAACACAACAAACACAAUGCUGUAUUACUGCGGGUUCGAUAGUUUCCUGAAAUUCCGGCACAAGUCGGGCAUAAACAACAUAUUCCUGCGACCGCUGAGCGACCUUAUAUUCGACAACUCGGAUCACGUGAUCAGCGCAUACGUUGGCUGGUGUUCGCUGUUUUUGCAGACCGGGUCGGGUCAGGUGGUCUACUUGGGCUACUCUAACCCUAAGGCACAUAUCAAGAAACAAUUGGACACUAAGUCAAAUGAAACGUUAAAUAACACAAACAAUAAUCACGUGACCGAUAAAAAGCAUAAGGACUCCAAUGAGCUGAUUGUGUGCGAGAAAGCGCCCAAAUAUAUUGUUAACAUCGAGUGCGGCUCCAAAGAGACCAUGGUGCUCACGCUGGAUCAUCAGCUAUUUAAAUGGACUGGCUUCAACUUUGUGGACACAGAGCCCACACUUAUCGGACAACUGGAGCCCGAGGGCGAGCCCUCCACCCCCACCACCACCGGCACCAGCGGUGAACAACCGACACAACCGCUGCCACCCAUCGAACAGAUCAGCGUCGGUGUCGAGUACUCUUGCGUACUGACCGACUCGGGCGACGCCAUACUAUUCGACAUAAGCACCGGGCGGUUGGGCGCGCGACUCACCGACAAACGCUGUGUGGCCGUCAGCUGCGGUCAGGAGCACGUGCUGGCCCUCACGGACACCGGGCGAGUGUUGUCGUACGGGCGCGGGUCGAGGGGUCAGUUAGGCCACGGAGACGUCGAGGACGUUGUCGGCGGUGGUGGUGAUGGUAGGGAACCAGUGGGCGCCCGACUGGUGGACGCUCUGGACGGCGUGAAGAUUAAAGCGGUGGCCGCUGGCGGCUGGCAUUCGAUGGCGCUGUCGACUACGGGUGAUGUGUAUGUGUGGGGUUGGAACGAGUCCGGGCAGUUGGGUUACCCCCGCGAGACCAUAGCCAUGAAGGCGCUGCCCCUACCACUAGAGAUCUCUGAUGACGAUUGUUUCGCGUCGAUUAGCGCCGGUAGCCGUCACUCGAUGGCUGUGUCCGAGAAUGGCAUACUGUUUGGCUGGGGCUGGAACAAGUGGGGACAGUUAGGUCUUGAUCCGAAACUAUACGUUGUUUGUGAUACACCGCAAGUCAUACCAGUCGAUGAAAAGGUGAAAACUAUUUGCUGUAAAUUCUGGUCAAGCCUUAUAGAGACUGAACGGGAGCCGACACCCGAUGAUUGAGUGCUGGUUAACAACAAUUAACAGGCGUUUUGUUGGCGUGUAUGACAAUCGCCCGGUGCUCUUAUAUACGUGUGUCGACUGUACUGUAUAUAAAGUAUACACAAUUGUGCGGCUAUUUUAACGGACAGUUUUUCAAUGUAUAAUCGCAACAAUUUAUUCAAUUAAAUAAUGCAAACUAUGUUUUGAUUUGAUUUUUAAUUCAGUUUUUAAUGUAUAAUAUGUUUUUGAUUUGUAUUGAGAGAGAGAGAGAGAGAGAGAGAGAGA